GGUAACUGCUGUUGGAAUCCUGUCUAGCUUGACAUUAUAGUGAAUUUUGGAAGAGUACUGAACUCAGAGCUAUUUUGCCUUGCUAUAAGGGAAUAAUAAAGGAUGUACAGCUUUAUGGGCGGAGGGCUGUUCUGUGCAGGCAUAGGGAAUAUACUCUUGAUUGUUUCCACAGCAACAGAUUACUGGAUGCAGUACCGACACUCUGGCAACUACAUGCACCAGGGGCUAUGGAAGUACUGUGUGACUGGAAAAUGCUACAGUCACACCGACAGCAUUGCUUACUGGGAUGCUGCCCGGGCUUUCAUGAUUCUCUCCUUACUGGCCUGCUUCUUUGGUAUCAUCAUUGGCAUCCUAGCGUUCAUCCACUACUCCUCCUUCGACAGGUUCGACAAAACCUUUGCAGCUGGCAUUCUUUUCUUCAUUUCAUGCAUCUUUGCAUUGCUGGCUAUGGCAGUGUACACUGGGGUGACAGUGAAUUACUAUGGUAAGGGGUAUGGCUAUUGGAGGUUUUCCUGGUCUUACAUCACUGGUUGGGUGGCGGUCAUCCUCAUGUUCUUCUCAGGGAUCUUCUACGUGUGUGCCUACCGUAUGAACGAGUGUCCCAGAAGCACAAGCUCACACUAGGACCAGAAGCCUGCUCCAUUUGCUAUGGGGAAGGGAGUAACUGGAUUUGAAAUCCAGGAAUGCCUUGUCCGGUUUGAAGCUGGGGGUGCUGACUCUCAUAUGGCAAUAAUAAAAUAAUGUUGCGUUAACCGGUCUCCCAGUGAAAGCACAAUGAUACAGUGGGACUGCAGAGGAGGAAAUGAUGUGUGCAGCACAAACACACACACCCACACACACUCACACGUGUGCAGAUCACUCAAACUAACAUCCCUGCAUCGUCAUAUUACAUUUACAGCUUUUAUGUUCCAAUGCUAAUUAGGUGUAGCCACCUAACAGCCAUGUGUUCAUUUGUGACGAUUCUCUGAUAUAAAAUGACAAGUCAGAAACAAAACAGACACCCCGACCUGAAUCAGUUACGACCUCAUGGAUACACUGCCCUGUUAUGCAAGUGGAAUGGCUGGACAGUGCUGCAAGCCAUGGGGUUGAGCCAGUGCAGUCACUCCGGCAUGUGGAGUAACAGGUGGGGAUGUGAAAGGACAGGGUGAGUGGGACGGUGCAUUGACAGCUCAGAAUGCCAUCUCUAUAGUGUCCUGCUGGGCAUUCAAAGUAUUACACAGACAUUCACUAUUGCAGACUGACUGCCACACCUAUCUCUCUUUACUAAACGCACAUGCUAAAGGCUUUGUAGGGGCUCCUGUAUAGGUCUCUGUGUGAUCUCAGGUGAAGGAGGCUGAUUUACUUGGGGAUGGAUCAACCUGUACCUCCAGAUGCAUUGCACUCAACAUUAUUGACAGCAAGUGCUGCUGCAGUGUGCAACUAUUGAGCAUGGUACACAAUUUGUGAGUGAACUUUUGUAUGCAGAAACGGCAACACAUUUUUAAAAUCUAUUGUUUUUUUUGUUUUUUUUGGUUUUACACUUUGAUGUCAGGGUUUUCAUAUCGGUUUGUACCAAUCCUUUGAGAUAUUUCAUUUAUUAAAAAUAAGCAGGGAAAAAAAGACAUUUCAUUUUUCAUUACUGUCUGUGGA
Molecule: messenger RNA, 1629 nt
Organism: Polyodon spathula (Mississippi paddlefish)
Lineage: Eukaryota; Metazoa; Chordata; Actinopteri; Acipenseriformes; Polyodontidae
Gene: lim2.1
Product: lens intrinsic membrane protein 2.1
Exons: 5
Coding region: 103-624 (173 amino acids)
Cellular component (GO): plasma membrane
Molecular function (GO): structural constituent of eye lens
Source: RefSeq, a predicted model, not a curated record